Pocillopora damicornis (cauliflower coral) is the source of this 3186-nucleotide messenger RNA. RefSeq names its product RING finger protein 145. Gene Ontology annotation, cellular component: endomembrane system. Gene Ontology annotation, biological process: ERAD pathway; proteasome-mediated ubiquitin-dependent protein catabolic process. NCBI's taxonomy places the organism in Eukaryota, Metazoa, Cnidaria, Anthozoa, Scleractinia, Pocilloporidae. The record is from RefSeq and is a predicted model, not a curated record. Gene Ontology annotation, molecular function: ubiquitin protein ligase activity.
AUCGAUUGUCACAUGAAGGAUUUUAAUGCCACUCUUGCUAGAAAGCAAGAAUGGAACCUUCAACGUUGUGGUCUUCAAUGAAGACGUACUAUUUUAGAUACGAAAAUGUUAUUUUAAGGGUACCAUUCUGCUUUGUCUUACAACUGGGAACUUACUUUGACAAGAUUGUUCAAGGUUCUGGCGAAGGCUCCAAACCAUCGCAUGAGAUUGCAGCUGUUAUUUGUGGGCUUGUGGGUACAAUUGGUGUAAUAACAAACUUGAGCUAUCUUCAGAAAUUCUUCGUUUGGUUGAUUGAGGAAGUUGUUCUUCUUGUCGCAUUUGCUGCCAUUGUAGCAUAUGGUCCUUCAGAUGCUAAGGAAGAUUUCUUAUGGAGCAGUUCAAAUCCAAAUGUGUCAUCUCAUCUUGAUGUGACUUACGGCUAUUCAUUGUUAUAUGCCCAGGUUUUUGUUGCUGUUAGUGUUGCUAUUGUUCCACGCAAAUGGGCAGCUGUUAGCGCCAAGCAAACUGUUGGAAUUUUCAUCAUUUUUCCAGUUAUCAUUCAGCUUCUCUCACUCCCAUUUGUCAAAGCCUCUUCAAUUCUGCGAGAUGUCUGCCUGGGUUAUAUUGUAUUUGCCACAGUAAUUCAGGCUUACAAAGCUUGUCUUGGCAUCCUGCAACUACUACAGGAGGUUCCAGGGCUGAUUAAGGAUACAUGCAGAAUUGUCAUCACUUUUGGAUGGUUGGACUUUUUUGUAUACCACUGGAGAAGGGUGAACUUAGGCCAAGUUCUAAUGAUAACUUGGCUAAUGAAAUGUUUGGCUUUAUUCAAUCUUUUGUUGAUUGGAACCCAUAGUUUUCCUAUUGCUUUUUCUGGAAGUUUAAUUUAUUGCUUUGAUAGCCUUCUGGAUUUGGCAGGGGCAAGUCUGAUCAUUGGAUUUGUAGCAAAUCUUAUAUUAGACUUCACUAGCACGCUGAUGAAAGGAAAUAUUGAACGACCAAUGGAAGAGCGUCAACAGGAACAGUGGAACAAUAGUGUUUCAUUCUUUCUUUUGAGUGUCCAAGUUGGAAUUUCUAGCGUACCCACGCAGCAGCGCCUUAUGCUUAUAGGCCUGGUCUUGUUUGUCACUCUCUCCUUGUUCUUGCAAUCUAUGUAUGAGCUUGCAGAACCAGCUCUCAUGUCAUUGGGUGCAACUUACACUGGUGUUUUCACCAGCAAACACUUGCGCACAUUAGGAGUGUGUUUGUUGAUUCUGGUACUUCCUGGAUACAUGAUCAUUGUUCUCUGCCAAAUGUUCACUUUUGAUGCAUGGUUGUUUGUUAUCAUAUCCAGUAACUUGGUGACGAUUGUUCAAGUGAUGGGAUCACUGAUAAUUUAUGGACUUUUUGUGUCCAAUGUACAUUCAGAAAGUCAAAUGAAGGAUCUAGAUGACUAUGUUUAUUACAUUAAUGCUGGCUCAAAAGUCUUUGAGUUCUUAGUUGCUGUGGUUGUCCUUGGAUACACUGCAUGGGCUACCUUAACUGGGGAGUGGAACUAUAUUGGUGCAUUGGUAAUUUCAAUGCAUGCCUACUUCAAUGUUUACAAGCGAGCUCAAGAAGGAUGGAAUAAUUUCCUAUUACGACGCAAUGCAGUUAAGAGACUCAACUCCUUGCAGUGGGCCACUGAAGAACAGUUAGAGCAACUAAAUGAUGUCUGCUGCAUAUGUUAUGAAGUGUUAGAUAGGGCUAAAGUUACUAAAUGUAAUCAUUUCUUUCAUAGUUUGUGCUUAAGAAAAUGGCUCUAUGUGCAAGACAAAUGCCCUAUGUGUCAUGCAGACAUUUUACCACAGGAUUGACUAUUACCUGUCCUGCAGCGCAUGGCUGCUGUUGGUUGAAUAAUCAUUAACAUCAUAAAUCAUUUCAUGAUUUACAUGCCUUUCAUUAGGCUACAAUCUGUGACAAAUUUCAUGGAGCCACUUAUGAGGAAUUGUUUCAAAAUGAUGUGUGAAUUGAAAUGCAGUUUUCCAUACUAUGCCCCCCUUUCCAUCACUUAAAACUAUACAGUCACAGAAUACAGAGUGCAUUGUAUCAAUGCUAGUGGGGAAGGGGGGGGGGGGUGAAUUAUGGGUCUAAGAGAUAAAAUUGUUAUGCUUAUUUCAGAGUAUUGGGAUUUCAUUGGUAAUGUAUCAUUUUGUCAAAGAUUGAAGCCCUCCUUAUUGUUCUCCACACUCUAUACAUCAUCCCACACAGAUUACAAUGUGGUUCUGAGGUUUUGGAACUUUAAAGAAAAGAACUUGCUCAUGGCCCAGCUCCCCAGUGAGUCUUAAGUGUGUUAGCUGCUGACCGUGAAAUCAAACUUGGUAGUCAUAUGAUUUCUGAUGAAGUGACUCCUUCAUAUGCAUUUUAUCAUUUUCUUUGUUCCAAUUGCCUUGUCUAUAACUGUGUAAUAAUUUUGUAAGGGAUAGUGGUGAGCUGACAUCCUCCAGUUCAGUAGAGACAGUAAAAAGAAAAAUGUUCAGAGGGUUUUGCAUCACUAAGCUGUCUGACAAUAUGACACAUGCAGUGAUGAUGACCUGUUUUGAUUUUACUUCUUAUUCAGAAAUGAUUGUAGUUUUUAAGUAGCCAGUGAGCAAGCCCCUCUUAUUACUGCUUCAGUAUAAAUGUUUCUUUGUCUGUGAGAAAGUUUGAGGCUUUGAAUGAUGCCAACUAGCAAGAAAUCUGAAAAUGGUCUGUGCAAACCUUUCCCAACUUGUCUCAAAUCUUCCUGCAGAUAGAGAAACACUUAUCCUGCAGUGCAAAUAUGAGGGCCUGCUUACAGGCUAGUAUCUACCUAAAAAGACAUUGACAACAGUUUAUACACAACUGAAUAGUUAUUUUGUUUUUGGUAGCCAAGAAUUUCAGGGUCUUAUUUUUCAAACUUUACCUGACUAUGUUUGUUAAACCAGAAGUAGUUCAAAAGUCACUUUAAAUUUUUCCUGUCACUAAUGACAUUUAUGAUACAGUAUAUUCAGCAAACACAGUAAAGAGAAACUGUAAUAUAUAUUUAUGUUUUUUCAGUGAAGGUCUCAAUAUGUGGUCUUGAUUAGUGGUAUAUUUAAAGCCUUUGAUUUUAAAAGCAAAAGAAAUUUAAUUACUGAGGUUUAAAAUUUAACUGUAACUGUAACUUUAUUUUUUAAAUCCUAUAAGGAAAGGUGUUUUUUACAAGUCAGCUACAGAGUGCAUGUACAUGUA